GUUUAAAAUUAUCUUGGCAUAUUGCAUUUGGGCUUUGGACAGAUGCCCAAAAAGCUUCCAUGGGCCUCGGCUCCUUUGCCCCGCCAACUUGAAGGCCGGCCCAAGUCCAUUCGGUGCAGCGAGGGAGAGACGGGUAACAACAACUAACAACUAACUACCCAGUUCACCAAUCGGAGAAGAGUUGGAUUCGGCGGAAAAUGGCGGCUCCGUCUUCAGUUAAGCCCGGCGGCGACGCGCAGCUCUUCCAGGUCCUCCACGGCCUCCAGCACCUCGCUGAAACUCGCCGCUUCAAGGCAUGGUUCCUGGAUCAAUUCGGUGUUCUUCACGAUGGGAAGCAGCCUUAUCCUGGUGCUAUUGCUACUUUGAACAAGUUGGCAACGACGGGUGCGAAAAUGGUGAUCAUAAGCAACUCCUCACGUCGUGCGUCGGUUACUAUGGACAAGAUGAAGGCACUGGGAUUCGACACAUCUCUAUUCGCUGGAGCCAUCACUAGUGGAGAGUUGACAUAUCAACACCUGCAAAGGAGAGAUGAUGGUUGGUUUGCAGCCCUAGGAAAGUCAUGCAUUCAUAUCACCUGGAGUGACCGUGGAGCCAUAUCUCUCGAGGGCCUAGGAUUGCAGGUUGUGGACAGUGCCGAAGAAGCUGAGUUUGUCUUAGCACAUGGCACUGAAGCCUUGGGGAGUUCUUCUGGAGCCACUUCUCCUGCAACUCUCGAGGAGCUUGAGAAAAUGUUGGAGCACUGUGCUGCUCGAAAACUACCAAUGGUAGUAGCAAAUCCAGAUUUUGUAACGGUUGAAGCAAGGGCCCUCCGGGUGAUGCCUGGUAGGCUAAAAUUUCAUCAAGGUACAUUGGCUGCCAAGUAUGAGAAGCUUGGAGGAGAGGUGAAGUGGAUGGGAAAGCCAGAUAAGAUAAUUUACCAGUCAGCGAUGGACAUGGCUGGAAUUUGUGCAUCCGAAUCGAUCGCAGUAGGGGAUUCUCUUCACCAUGACAUCAGGGGAGCCAAUGCAGCUGGGAUCCAGUCAGUUUUCGUGACUGGAGGGAUUCAUGCCUCUGAACUGGGUCUCGGAGCAUUUGACGAUGUGGCAGAUCUAUCAUCUGUGAAAGCCCUUGCGUCGAAGUACGACGCUUACCCUUCCUACGUCUUGCCAGCAUUUGCAUGGUAAAUGCAGGAUCAUGUCAGUCGUCUCGAAAGAUCAAGGGCGCCGUGCUCGAUGUUCAUGUUAUUUGUGCCCCCUUGCACGUUAUCAUGUAAGGUGUACUAGACAAACAACUUUUGAUCCAUCACAUUUAUACGGUAACAUGUGCUAGGUGAAAUGAAAACAAAAGAGAAAGUAAUACAGUAUGAGACAGUUCUAUGGAAUGAAUUCUCUAGUAUAUUUACACUGCAAUAUGAUAUAAUGAGAUUGUAUGCAUAAUAUCAAUGCUCGCCGUAACGUCGCCGGCGGGCAAGCUCAGGGAAUAGACUCAAUUCUG
This is a messenger RNA of Linum tenue, 1473 nucleotides long. The record is from the annotation of a GenBank genome assembly. Lineage: Eukaryota; Viridiplantae; Streptophyta; Magnoliopsida; Malpighiales; Linaceae.